Molecule: messenger RNA, 7093 nt
Organism: Nasonia vitripennis (jewel wasp)
Lineage: Eukaryota; Metazoa; Arthropoda; Insecta; Hymenoptera; Pteromalidae
Gene: clu
Product: clustered mitochondria protein homolog
Exons: 14
Coding region: 396-4517 (1373 amino acids)
Biological process (GO): intracellular distribution of mitochondria
Cellular component (GO): cytoplasm
Molecular function (GO): mRNA binding; protein binding
Source: RefSeq, a predicted model, not a curated record
GCAGAAUCGACGCAGAGCAGAGCAGCAGCACAGACUACAGAGGCGCAGGCACGUGGUGCGCGCAUCGUCGUCUCUCUUUAUUCUCUCAUCAGUCCUCCUUGCGGUUAUAUUGCAUCUAUACUACAUACUAUACUCGUCGAUCUGCUCUACUCCACAUUAAAGCGGCAGCAGCAGCGAGUGCGCGAGUCGUCGCCAGGAAACGAGUCGUCGCUGGUGCAUCGGAGAAGAGAGAAGCUAGACUAUCCCACAGAAUAUACUCGCGGCGAAUCGAGGAGGCUGAGAAGAAAAAGUGCCGAGAGACAUUCUAGAGAGAGAAGUGCGCGUGUGUGAUAAAGGAACGUGGGUACGGCAGAGGUGGAGAAUAACCGAGGAAGGACGAUUACAUCCAGGGAGGCAUGGCACUGGGCUCGCAGGUCGAGGCUCCGCAGGACGAGACUGCCAGCGUGAAGGUUCAGCCGCUGGUCAACGGCAGGACGAGUAGCAGCAGCAGCUCGAGCUCCGAAGCCGUGACAAAACAGAAUGGCGAGGGCAGCAACUCAGUGGAGAACAUCCUGGAGAAGGGCGAGGUCGAAGCGACCAAAGAAUGCGAGAAGGAAAAGAACAAAGCACUCGAGUCAAAAAGCAAAGAUGAAAAGGAGUCAUCCGAGUCCGCAUCCGACAAGGACAAAUCUGUCGACGGUAACGAGCAGGAAGUCGUCUUCAUUCAGGACAUGGGCUUCGUCGUCAAAAUCGUUAGUCCAGGCGCUGAACCCUUCGACAUUCAAGUUUCCAGCAUGGAACUCGUUCAGGAGAUCCACCAGCUGCUGAUGGACCGCGAGGAUACGUGCCAUCGGACGUGCUUCUCUCUUCAGCUCGACGGCAACACCCUGGACAACUUCGCCGAAUUGAAGAACAUCGAGGGUCUGAAGGAGGGCUCGAUCAUCAAGGUGGUAGAGGAGCCGUACACGAUGCGCGAGGCUCGUAUCCACGUGAGGCAUGUGCGCGACUUGCUCAAGUCCGUCGACCCGGCCGACGCCUAUAACGGCGUCGAGUGCAGUAGUCUGUCCUUCCUCAACGUCGUCACCAACGGCGACAUCCUCGAGAAGAAAAAGUCCAGAGCAGACUCCGUCGACUGUACUCCGCCCGACUACAUCAUACCCGGCUGCAAGGACAGGCCGCUGUUGCCAUUACAGCCCCAGGCCAAAGAGCAGAAGUGUCCGCCUUGCAUCAAGGUACUGACGACGUCGGGCUGGAACCCACCGCCGGGAUACCGUAAGCUUCACGGUGACCUCAUGUACCUGCACGUGGUGACCCUCGAGGACAAGCAGUACUACCUUACGGCCUGUGCGCGAGGGUUCUUCGUCAACCAGUCGAGCAAGGAAACCUUCAACCCGAAGCCCGCUACUCCGAGUCAUCUCUGUCACAGUCUGAUCGAGCUGCUGAACCAGCUGAGCCCGGCGUUCAAACGAGGAUUCGCUGCAAUGCAACGGCGCAGAACUCAGAGACAUCCGUUCGAGAGGGUCGCCACACCGUACCAGCUCUACGCAUGGAGCGCGCCCCAGAUCGAGCACACGAUCGACGCCAUUCGUGCCGAGGACACGUUCUCUUCGAAACUUGGUUACGAGGAGCAUAUCCCUGGUCAAACUAGGGAUUGGAAUGAGGAGCUACAAACGACCAGAGAAUUGCCGCGCAAAAAUCUUCCGGAAAGGUUGCUGAGGGAGCGAGCAAUAUUUAAGGUACACAGUGACUUUGUGGCAGCGGCGACUCGUGGCGCGGUGGCCGUGAUCGACGGCAACGUCAUGGCGAUUAACCCGGGUGAAGAACCGAAAAUGCAGAUGUUUAUCUGGAACAACAUAUUCUUCUCUCUUGGUUUCGACGUUCGCGAUCAUUACAAGGAACUCGGGGGUGAUGCUGCUGCUUUCGUCGCACCGCGCAAUGAUCUCCAGGGUGUCAAGGUGUAUGCGGCCGUUGAUCUUCCUGGACUCUAUACGCUUGGAACCGUCGUCAUAGACUACAGAGGAUACCGAGUCACGGCACAAUCCAUUAUUCCAGGAAUCUUGGAGCGUGAACAGGAACAAUCUGUAGUUUACGGAUCCAUUGAUUUUGGAAAAACAGUUCUUACUCAUCCGAAAUAUCUUGAAUUACUUGGUAAAGCCGGUCAGCAGCUCAAAAUUCUUCAGCACAAAGUCAUCAAUGACGCAGGUGAGGAGAUCGAGCUCUGCAGCAGCGUCGAGUGCAAGGGCAUCAUUGGAAACGAUUCUCGACACUACGUUUUGGAUCUCCUGCGAACAUUCCCACCUGAUGUCAAUUUCUUGAAACUUGAAGGUGUAGAAUUGAGUAAAGAAGCUCGAGCUCUUGGUUUCCCAGUUGAACAUAAGCACAAAUUAGCUUGUCUUCGCCAAGAACUGAUCGAUUCGUUCGUAGAAGCAAGAUAUGUUCAGUUUAUCAAAUAUGCCGCUGUGCAUUUACAACGACUCACAUCAGCCAAGCGAGCUCAAAAAGAAAAAGAAAUCUGUGCGAAAGAAGAGAAAAAAGAAGAAAAGAAGGAGGAAAAGAAGGAAGAGAAAAAGGAAGAUAAAAAGGAAGAGAAGAAAGACGAUCGAACUAAAGAUACAACUGUUGAUAGCAAUAAGGAAGAUUCUUCUCAAUCUGUUAUUGAAGCUGACGAGGCGAAAAAAAUCGUUGAAAGCAUUACGGACUCAAUAACGAGUGGAGAAAAACAAGAAUUGGAAGAAAACACAAAAGAAAUCGUUCGCAGAGCAGCUCUCGUUGUUGGAAGUUUACGUGAAACCGAAUUUGAUGUCAAAUUCAAUCCUGACGUUUACUCACCAGGAGUACGUCAUCCAGAUCCGAACGGGCCUGCUCUAACGAAACAGAGACAACUUGUUAAAGAUGCUGCGGAAUUCUUAUUAACCGUCCAACUUCCUACUUUUAUUCGCGAAUGUCUGGAUCACACACCAGCUGCAAUGGAUGGCAGCACUUUGGUCGAAUCACUGCAUGGGAGAGGAAUCAAUGUUCGAUAUCUUGGUAAACUAGCAACUAUGCUGGUAGUCGUUCCUCAAUUAGAGUACCUCUACCGUAUUUCUGUUUCCGAAUUGAUUCUCAGAUCAACGAAACAUAUUUUUACUGCGUAUAUGCAGGGUGUUGAGCUAAUGAGCCUUUCUGCUGCCAUCAGUCAUUUUCUUAACUGCUUCCUGUCGUCAGCUCAACUCAUUCAUCCCCAGCAGAAUCUCGAGGAACUGCAAAGCAAGACAGCGAAGCGUCGCAACAAGAGGAAGGGCAGAAAUAACGGACCUCAGCAAUCGGAGGUGGAGUGGGCAUCUUUGACGCCCAAAUCACUCUGGCAACAAAUUAAAGCUGAUCUGAAGGGCUAUUAUGACUGGGAGGUUCCCACACCAGAAUCGUUGGACGCCACUAUCGAAGAUUUUAAUUUACAAAAAAUUUCACUGCUCAGAGCUUUUUGCGUCAAAACGGGUAUUCAGAUUUUGCUGAGAGAGUACAAUUUUGAAAACAAAAAUCGUGCCACAUUCUUCGAAGAAGAUAUUUUAAAUAUUUUCCCGGUCGUUAAACACAUCAACCCAAGGGCCAGCGAUGCCUAUAACUUUUAUACAACAGGCCAAAGCAAAAUUCAGCAGGGUUACCUAAAAGAUGGUUAUGAACUCAUCAACGAGGCCCUUAACCUGCUGAAUAACGUUUACGGUGCUAUGCAUCCUGAAAUUGCACAAUGUCUUCGAAUGCUCGCGAGGUUGAACUAUAUUAUGGGCGAUCACGCAGAAGCUCUUGCUACGCAACAAAAAGCCGUCCUUAUGUCAGAGCGAGUCAACGGCAUUGAUCAUCCAUACACAAUAACGGAAUACAUUCACAUGGCCUUAUACUCAUUUGCGAAUGGCCAAGUUUCUGCAUCUCUAAGACUUUUAUACAGAGCUAGAUACCUUGCAUUACUCGUUUGCGGCGAAGAUCAUCCCGAAGUAGCAUUAUUAGAUAGCAACAUCUCGUUGAUUUUACAUGCUGUUGGUGAAUACGAGCUCUCAUUGCGUUUCCUCGAGCACGCGCUAAUCCUCAACUUGCGCUACCACGGACCGCGCUCCCUCAAGGUUGCCGUCUCAUACCACCUCGUGGCUCGAACCCAGUCUUGCAUGGGUGACUUCCGGGCGGCAUUGAACAAUGAAAAAGAGACUUACGCUAUUUAUAAGCAGCAGUUGGGCGAGGAUCACGAGAAGACAAAGGAGAGCAGCGACUGCUUACGCCAUCUCACACAGCAAGCCGUUGUUCUCCAAAAGAAGAUGAACGAAAUCUACACGGGCAAGACGGGCGUGACCCUUCCACCCAUCCAAAUCCAACCACCCAGCAUGGGCUCGGUACUUGACAUGCUCAAUGUCAUCAAUGGUAUCCUAUUCGUACAAAUCAGCCAACAGGAUAUCGAGAACUUCAAGGCGGAGAUUGCGAAACGGCAGCCUUCGGCGACUGUUACCACCCUUGAUAUGGUGAACGGUGACGAGCCGAAAAAGGAGCCUGCUGCUAUUACCGCUGAGAGCUGAGCUUUCGACCUCUGCGCUCCAGCGUACCGGCGAUACUUUGAUUAUGGGUUUUAAAUGAACGUACAUCCUAGUCUUCGUAAUAGGGAGCUUGCCUUGCUUUCCGAUUUUGAACUUUUACAGGUUAUUUUUCCGAUUGAUAGAGAGUUGUAGGGACACAGUUAUUGUUCCAGCAUGCUAUCUUUUGGGAUGUUAUAUUUCUAAGGUCUGCAAACUUAAAGCCAACGAAACAUAAACACGCGUUUAGUAUUCUUUUAACGAAGCUCCAUGUUUUUAUAACACAUGUAGGUGCCAAAAAGAAUACUCUACAAUUAAAUUACGGAUUCCAAGACUUUGGAAAUAUAGCAUCGCGAAGGAAAAAGACUUGUUUGCAUAGCCUCUCGCAAUUGUCUAUCAAUCAUGAAAACGCAUGUACGCUAUUGUAUGAUUAACAAUCAAUAGAGGAAAAGUAACAAUUAAGAGUUUGAUUGCGAGAAAGAAGGCUAUCGUAAUAGCCUUUAAGAGCGACGAACGGCGUUGAAAGUUCUACAUGUAUCGCUUUUAGAUGCAGCACAUAAUGAAAUUUUGUUAUUUACGGUCGAGUGCUGAUCAAUUAACUAAGUGCCACGCUGCGAAUGAAAGAGGUGCAACAGAAUGGAUUUUGGAAAUGAACAAGUGACCAUGUUAAAUAAUUUUUUAGCCUGGCACGUACUUUUAUUUGUUUUUGCGUUUUAAAACAGCAUUCUUUUAAAAUCCAAUUUUAUAAUAAAAAAUGUUUUGGUAUCAUUUACCAUUUUUCUACUUAUUAGCGUUCACUUUACAGUAUAAAGGUUGCAUUAAUAUUAUCAACUUGUGAUCUUUAUUGAUGAAUUUUUUAUUCCUUUAUUGCCAGGCAUCUUAAUCAAAGGAAAAUAUUGAUACUAAAACAAUGCCGAUAAUCUUGUUGAAAACGUUACUUUUCAUUGGUAUGCACUUAUCGAUAUUUUUGUAAUCUCCAGUAACGGUUUUUAAGCAAAGGUGCUCUGAAAGUUUUUAAUGAACUUUAAAAAAAAUGCACUCUUACUCGCGGACAAAUAUAUACAAAAAUUUCGUACAAGUAUAGGUUUUCUCCUUACGACCGAACAAAUGAAACUCGUGUGAUUCUUACGUAUAGUUAUAAAUAGCUCAGUGUAAAUGGCUACGAACAAAAUUUUACACAAAUUUUUAUCUUUAUUCUUUUUUUUUAAAUUGUUGCAUUGGGAACAUGCAUCUUCUAAGGUACUAUUUUAAACGAUGCAGAUUACUCAAAAAAUAAUUCAUCAAAAGUACUCACACUCGUAGUAAUAUUAACACAAAUAUUACAUAACAAAGACUGCACUAUAUGAGUAAGAUGGUUUAGUAACAACAAACUAAAAUACCCAUUUGCAAUAAUUAAUAUGGUAGUAGUGAGCGUAAAUCUCGAAAGUUGACUGUAUAAGCAUACGUAGAAUCACAAAUUUGUAACUUGUUACUCGAAACGUAAAUAUUUAAUUAUGAUAAAUACGUUUUUUUUAUGUUUUAUUUUUGUCAUCGCAAAAAUCAUAAUCCAUUUAGCUAAUAUCGCAGAUCUUCGCACGUACAAAUUACGAAUUGAGCCCAAUAACGCUGCAGCUGUAAUUUGUAAUUGUAAGAGCUACAAUUUCAUCACAACAAUACACAAUGCAAUAAUUUAUCAAUAUAGAAAAAAAAAAACACCAAAAGUGCUUCCUUUAUCUGCCAGUUGAAUUUAUCGUACGCGUGGUGAAAAUAAUUUUCAACAUUUUUUUGUUCCUCAUUUAUGGAGCUAGGGUAGUUCUUUCGGUUGUUAACGCUAAUCAUAUUUUUUUGCGAUUUUGUAGGGAACGUUUGAUUCUGUAUAGGUUUUUUUCUAUUUUUUUGAGCGUAAUACUAGACUAGCAUGAAAUAAUACGAUAAAGUGAUAUAGUUAGUUCGCUAAAUAAAUGUUCUUUUUUUCUAAGAAAACCAAAUAACGACGCGAAAUGUUACACCAGAUUUCUGUUGUAGUAGUGUACAACUUAGAAAUAAGCAACGUAUUGUAGGCUUUAGAAUUAAUAAGAUAUUGUUACCAAAUGUUAAUCUCCUUUUUAUGCACGCUUUGUUAAAACUUAAACAUACAAUGGGCAUAAGUCAGAACUACGAAUUGACUGCAAAUAUAAUCAGAAUCGGCGUCAAGCGUUAAACUAAAAUAAUCCAAUGUAAUCAGCCUGAAACUAAAUAGAAUUUUAAAUCACCUGUCGGUCAGAAUGUUAAAUUAAUAAUCAACAUAGCGCAAUUAUUUGUUAAAGCUACGUAAAAUUGUUGAAAGUAGUUCAAAUUUGUGUCAAUUAUUCAUUGCGAUGCGCUACUUAACAUUAAUUUUUAUAGUUUCCUGAAUAAGCGUUAUGCAAUAGUGGCAGUACUGAUCAGAGAGAAGUGUCAAAGUAUGCAAUCUUUAUUGAAGAGUGUGUCAUCAGUCAUUGCUGUUUUCUUUCUAUAUUUGUUAUACCAAACAUUGUAUUGCACUUGUUAGCGAAAUUGUACCAUACAAAGAUAUUAGCCGAUAAGGAUUAACUAUAAAUAAAGUUAAAUACCUGAUUUACAUA